This is a messenger RNA of Guillardia theta CCMP2712, 4131 nucleotides long. RefSeq lists its product as hypothetical. Bases 1 to 4131 code for a protein of 1376 amino acids. The transcript has 24 exons. NCBI's taxonomy places the organism in Eukaryota, Cryptophyceae, Pyrenomonadales, Geminigeraceae. The record is from RefSeq and is a predicted model, not a curated record. Gene Ontology annotation, cellular component: fungal-type vacuole membrane.
AUGAUCAUCAUUGGAAUCAUCGCAGCCCCGCUGACAGUUCAGAGCCUGAUGUCGAGCUCGAUUUUAGAUCUGAGGGAGUUGAAUGUGACGAUUGUAAAUAGCAAUCAGAUCGAACAAGGUUGUGGCCAGGAUCUAUCAAUAUUGGCGAAUCUAACUUCUCGGCGGUCUUGCCGUCUCAAGAUGAUCCAGUACAUGGGUAUCAUCUCACAAAGUUUUGCAGUGCACUUCCUCGGCAUGUCGUUGUCCCUAGGGUUCUCGGACAUCAAAGUUGAGAAGGAGAUCUCAGCCAAAUCCAUGGACAGGUUGUCAAAAGACAUGGAACAAAUGAUGAUAAGGUCCGAGUUGAUGGUGAAUAAUCCUUCCAUCUUUCAGAACAAAAGGAUCGGAAGCUUUUCGAGUGAUACAGUGAAGAACUUAGUGCCAGGAACGAACAAACUGUCAGUCUCCGGCAUCCUGAAGCCCGAAGACGUUGUCUCUUCAUCCGAGCUGUUCUCUUCACUCGUCAAUGGUCGACCUGUCCUUCUCACCGCCAACCUCACAAGCGUGUCGAAUCACUUCAUCGCAGGAGGCUUGAUUGGCACAGAACUUGACGUGACAGUCAGUGGAAAACGAAUGCCUCUUGUGUCAGGAUCCUCAAUCUUCUUUCCUCGCCUUGCUCUUCGCCCUGUUGAGUCAAGCAUAGUGGAGCUCGAUGCUGAGAUUCAGCUGGAGCUGGUUGACAUCUUCGGACAAGACUCUCCGUUCGCUCUGACAGGCAUCAGCCUGCUUUCGGUGUCAGCUUUCUACCAGCAGAGCAUGGCAGCAAAUCUUCAAGUCAUCCCAGACAAGAUCUUGCGUCUGUCAAGAUACCGGUAUUCGCUCUCUUUCGCUUCCCUCGCGACCGUUUCCCCUGUCCCCUUCAGUCAGCUGCUGCUGGACUUUUUCAACUCCACAGAGCUGGAGGUUGAGAUCCGGUGCACAUGCAACGUGAACAUUACGACGGCGAUGGGCAACCUGACGCUGACGGGGGUGUACCUGACCCAGGACCUCGUGCUGAAAGGCUGCGGGGGGCUGAGGGACGUGGAGGUCGACUCGAUCCAGGUGUUCAGCUCUGUGGGAGGAUCGCUGCUCUUCUCUGCCGAGGGUUCCUUCCGCAACCCUUCUAACGCUUCUGCGUCCCUGGGUGCCAUCGCGCUGGCGCUCGAGCGGCGGGGGUUACGCCUCGGGCAAGUGUUCUCGCAGUCGAUGAGCAUCGGGCCCGGGAAGAAUGUGAUGAGAGUCAGUGGUCAUUUGCUUCCUUCCUCGAAAGAGGAAAAAGACGAACUUGGACAAGUUGUGGGCUCCUUCCUCCGAGGGGAGAGGGUCGACCUGCAGCUUGUGGGGCUGUCGGCUCAAAGUUUCGACUCGGAAUGGCUGCAGCAGGUGGUGGAGAAGCUUUCAUUCAACAUUCCUUUCCAGUCGCCUGCUCCCAAUAUCAGCGUUGAAUCGUUCAACGUCUCCUCAGCAGAUGUCUCUUUGUCUGACGGAGGGGACAUUCUGUUCAGCUGCUCGCUGUGGGUCCAGGUGACGCUUCCCUUUGAAGCAGCUCUCGACGUCACGUCUCUGUCCGCGGAUCUCAUCCUCUCUCGUACCGCUGAUUCCUCCCCUCUUGCCAGACUCACGGUGCCGCUAACCGACGUCGUUUACGAUGCUCCCACCUCCCGACUUUUUCUCUCCCUCGUCGAUCAGAGCCUCGUUGUGCUCGACGAGGACCUGGUGGCUCAGGUGCUAGUGGAGGCCCAGGAGGCAGGGGGCGCGUCAGUGCGUCUUUCAGGGAAUGUUUCUUCGACUUUGAGGUUCGAUUUCGGAGAGAUUCUUGUCGACUCUCUCCCGCUGCUGCUGGAGCUUCCUCUGCACGUGUCUGGGUCAGAGCUGGGCAGGCUGAUCCACGUUUCAGAUUUGGACUUUGUCGAUGGCAACUCGUCGGAUCAGCUUCCCUUCUCGCUGCACGUCAAUGUGAACAACCCCACGGCAGUGUCGGCUGACGUAGGAGACGUGACGCUCGGCAUCAGCCCCACAGGUUGUCUCGUCCCUGCGCCGAUGAUGCUGGUCGAGAUGAAGGCUCUGCACGUCAGCUCUGGCUGGAGCCACUUGAUCGUCAACGGGCUCUACAGGAAUCCGCCUGACCCCCAGCAGUAUCCCUGUGCCGCAGACUUCAUCUCAGCUCUGGUGGGGGGGAGGCCAGUCAACAUUAGCGUCGUUGAGAGUCACGCCAGUGCUCCCCUGGUGCAGGCUGUGCUGAGGGCGAUGAGGCUGAGGACGGAGCUCAACGGCCUGCCUGUCCGCCUGCAGACGGUAGCGAGAGCGAUCAUGCUGGAUCCUGUGCCCGUCUUCAGAGACAAGGAGGUGCACGUCAGGGUGGACGUCAGGAACCCGUUCAGCGUAGACGCUCGCGUCUCGCAGAUCUCACUGUCGCUCGAGGCGGAAGGCGGAGACAUCGGGCGCUUCGAGGCUGACAUGACGCUGAACCCCCUCCUGAUACCGCGAUCGAAGACCACCCUCACCCCAGAGCUCUGCGUCGACCUCCUGAAGCUCCUCGACCUCGCGCUCUUCCGCGCCUUCAUCAAAGCUGCUGCCUCCAAGGGCGGAGCUGAGGUGCACGUGACAGGGUCCGUGCGACUGACGCUGGGCGCGAAGUUCAGCUCCACCUUAUUUCUGGACCGCCAGGCGGUAAGAGAUAGUGGUCGAGACAUCUCAAUCAGCAUUGCCACCAGUACCAUCUCCAUCAGCAUCUCCAUCAGCAUCUCCAUGACAUGGAGUUGCUGUUCAAGAUAUCCCGACAACAAUGCGAUGCAAGGCCAUGGGUUUGUUAAGACAUAUCACACCGGCUUCCGUCAUUGGUUGUAUCUCAGAGAAGGUGGCGAGAUUGUGUACGUCAAUGAGACCAUCGAGGAUCUGGAACCAGAGGAUAACUACACUCCUACUUUAAGGAUGAACCAUGACUUCAAGUCGGUUCUUGACAUGAGGCUGAGGGAAUAUGGACUUGAAGAUGAGAAUUUGUGUUUAAGAGGAGGUCUCGACGAAGAGCAAAUCGACGAAUUUUUGGGACGAGCCGGACCAGAAAUGCAGACCCUGGACAACAAAGACUUUGACGAAUACUACAAAAACAGGGCCAAUGACAUGGGUGUUCCCGAGAACCCCGACUGGGAUGAUUAUUUGAACAACGAUGACCUGCUGAAAUCUUUCACGAAUUCUGACGAAGAAAAAGUGGAGAUUGACUCUCACUUUGGCGUCUCGUCGUCUGAAUAUGAGAGUGAGCUCUUCAAAGAUAGCUUUCCAGAAGAGAACUUCUCAGAUCCUGUGUAUUAUUCUCCCGCAUUUCCUCAGUGUGGUAUCUUCGGAAUGUUGAUCGAAAGAUUCGACGAGAUCAUCAGGUCCGAGCCUUCGAGCUAUAACCAUUCCUUCUUGUUGCUGCGCUUGAAGAAUGAGAGCAUUGAUUCCGAGAUCAUAUACGCCAGCGAGUGUUUCAUGGAACAUUUCAAGCCUCCUGUAGAAGACAUUAUUGGCAAGCCAUGGAGAACGCUCUAUGGGCACGUUGAUAAGGAUCGCCUCGAGAGCUGGCAGGCAAUGAAUCUAUCUGGAAUGAAGCUCCAGAGCAGGUUUCAAUACCCGGGGAAGCAGAGCCAUGAGUACGCCUGCCUGCAUGCCGAAUGUGUACUGUAUGAUCACAAGAAACGAGACGAAGUGCAGGAAGUAGAACACGACCCCAGAGAUGUAUGGGACUGCCUCGCAUAUGCUGAGAACAUCGUUCUUCGAAUCCGCUCGAUUAUGAGGGACAGCAUAUACGACCUGUUUCCCAAGUACCACAAAUACGUGACCAACUUCGACUUGGGAAGGGCGUCGCUGCUGAAGCAGCAACAAAUAUGUUUUGACAUUCCUGUGUCCGCAGUGUGGAUGUAUCAGAACAAUGCAAGGGACUACCACAAGCAGCUCGUCGACGCAUACCACGAGCGGAGGAGACAGCCAGGACCGGUUGACACCUGCAAAGUCCCCGAGGAGCUCAAGGAGCAGAACGAGCGGAUGAAAGACACGAGCAAGAAGCUGGAAGAGAUGCUGUUGAUGAGGAAGGAGAUUCAGAACGACGCGAAUUUGGAGGACAUGUGGGAGCAGUAG